Molecule: messenger RNA, 1292 nt
Organism: Acinonyx jubatus (cheetah)
Lineage: Eukaryota; Metazoa; Chordata; Mammalia; Carnivora; Felidae
Gene: ARL6IP4
Product: ADP ribosylation factor like GTPase 6 interacting protein 4
Exons: 6
Coding region: 354-1076 (240 amino acids)
Source: RefSeq, a predicted model, not a curated record
UCUGGGAGCACUGCCCAGGCCGGAAGUCGCCUCGCCGCCGCUUCCUCACGCGAAGGCGUGGCGCGGGUCGGGUGGUCCCGCCCGAUGGGCGGUUGAGGAAGGAACGGAGCAGCUGCGGGGACCUUCCCCAAGGCUGCGAGGCGGCGGAGGCCGCGCGGGUGGAGGACAGGAGCGCGCGGGGAGGGAUUCGGGACGCACCUGGCAGCCGGGGACCGCGGCCGCUCCUAGGGGCGCCAGAGCGCCGGUGCGCAGGCGUGGAGCGGCCGGGCGGGGGCGAGCCCUUAAAGGGGUAGAGGAUCCGGGAGUCGGCGCAGGACCUGAGGUCCCCGGGGGUCGGGGUGGCCCGCGGCGCUAUGGCUCACGUCAGCUCUCGCAAGCGCUCGAGGAGUCGAAGCCGGUCCCGGGGGCGAGGGUCCGAAAAGAGAAGGAAGAAGAGCAGUAAGGAUGUCCCGAAGAACUGCUCGGCUUCUAGAUCCCAAGACCACAAGGCCAGCACCAUCUCCUCUGGGGCGGAGGCCUCACCUUCUCCCUGCAUCACAGAGAGAAGCAAGCACAAGGCCCGGAGGAGACCACGAUCCAGCUCCUCCUCCUCUUCUUCCAGUUCUUCUAGCUCUUCUUCCUCUUCGUCCUCCUCCUCUUCCUCCAGUGGUGGCCGGAAGAAGCGGGGGAAGCACAAGGACAAGAAGAGGAAGAAGAAGAAGAAGAAGAAAAGGAAGAAGAAGCCGAAGAAGAGAGGCAAGGAGAAGACAAAGGUACAGCAGGGGGAGGCUCUGCCGGGACCCUCGCUGGACCAGUGGCACCGAUCAGCCGAGGAGGAAGAGGACGGCCCAGUCCUGACGGAUGAACAGAAGUCCCGCGUCCAGGCCAUGAAGCCCAUGACCAAGGAGGAGUGGGAUGCUCGGCAGAGUGUCAUCCGCAAGGUGGUGGACCCGGAGACAGGACGCACCAGGCUCAUUAAGGGAGAUGGCGAGGUCUUAGAGGAAAUCGUAACUAAGGAACGACACCGAGAGAUCAACAAGCAAGCUACCCGCGGGGAUGGCCUGGCUUUCCAGAUGCGAGCAGGGCUGUUGCCCUGAGGGCCCUGCUGGCUAAGUGCUGGUGGUGUGGCCUGGAGACUGGCUUCAGAGUGGGCAGCAGGAAGCCCAGUGGGUGCUGUUUGCCUUUCCUCCUGCGGACUGGCCUCUGGCCCAGCCUCCUCUCAGAUGCAGGGGGUGAGGACGGGGUCACUGGCCUCAUCAGCUCCUCCUGCAAGAGCAUCACUUCCCAAAUAUUAAAUGUUCCCUGGUUGGAAA